Molecule: messenger RNA, 693 nt
Organism: Hyaena hyaena (striped hyena)
Lineage: Eukaryota; Metazoa; Chordata; Mammalia; Carnivora; Hyaenidae
Gene: DPY30
Product: dpy-30 histone methyltransferase complex regulatory subunit
Exons: 5
Coding region: 128-427 (99 amino acids)
Cellular component (GO): Set1C/COMPASS complex
Source: RefSeq, a predicted model, not a curated record
ACUACCGCGGAGCUUCCGGACCUGAUGCGGGCGCCCUGUCUUGGACUGUCCCACCUUGCUCCUCUACUGCUCCGGGUGCUCCCGCGCCCAGACUGGUUUCCGGGGAUUGUGACUUGCAGGGUCCGCCAUGGAGCCAGAGCAGAUGCUGGAGGGACAGACGCAGGUUGCAGAAAAUCCUCACUCUGAGUACGGUCUCACAGACAAUGUCGAGAGGAUAGUAGACAAUGAGAAGAUUAAUGCAGAAAAGUCAUCAAAACAGAAAGUGGAUCUCCAGUCUUUGCCAACUCGUGCCUACCUGGAUCAGACAGUUGUGCCUAUUUUAUUACAGGGACUGGCUGUGCUUGCAAAAGAAAGACCACCAAAUCCCAUUGAAUUUCUAGCAUCAUAUCUUUUAAAAAACAAGGCACAGUUUGAAGAUCGAAACUGACUUAUUGAGAAGAACAGAAAAAUUUGGUUUCUACUGUAGAUUUACAUGAUUAAGAGGCAGCUUUAAUUGCCAAGAUUCCCCCCCUUUGGAAGUAUACGAACCUUCAGGACAACAGAACUUAUUUCCGGAAUUGCAGAAGAAAACAUUUCCCUUAUUUUGAUUUAAUCACCAUGCUUAUUUAAUGAGUGUAUUCUGUGCAAUUUUUUCUUAGAUUGUCUUUAACUUUGUUUUUAAAACAACCUUCAAAAUAAACUGUUAAAAUGUCA